Aspergillus steynii IBT 23096 is the source of this 699-nucleotide messenger RNA. RefSeq names its product putative flavoprotein. Gene Ontology annotation, cellular component: phosphopantothenoylcysteine decarboxylase complex. Lineage: Eukaryota; Fungi; Ascomycota; Eurotiomycetes; Eurotiales; Aspergillaceae. The transcript has a single exon. Gene Ontology annotation, molecular function: FMN binding; phosphopantothenoylcysteine decarboxylase activity. The coding region runs from base 1 to 699 and encodes 232 amino acids. Gene Ontology annotation, biological process: coenzyme A biosynthetic process. The record is from RefSeq and is a predicted model, not a curated record.
AUGCCUUUCUCCGCUCAACAGUACUGGCAAGACGGCAAAAUCCACAUCCUUCUAGCAGCAAGCGGAUCCGUUGCAACGAUCAAACUGCCCUACAUCGCAGAAAGCCUGGGGCGGCAUCCCAAUGUCUCUAUUCGUAUCAUUAUCACUCAGUCGGCGGAGAAGUUUUUGAUGGGACAGAGUCCGGAGCAGCCUCCUUUCGAAACCUUACGGCAGAUCCCCGGGGUUGAAGCUAUCUAUCAAGAUUAUGAUGAAUGGAAGGAUCCAUGGACUCGCGGUGUUCCGAUUCUGCAUAUUGAGUUAAGGAAGUGGGCGCAUUUGCUACUUGUUGCCCCUCUCUCUGCUAAUACGAUGGCCAAGAUGACGAUGGGCUUCUCGGACAAUCUUCUUCUCUCUGUUCUUCGAGCUUGGGACACAACCGGAACUGUGGAUUCGAGUUUAAAGACGAGAAAGUCCCUUGUGCUCGUAGCGCCUGCGAUGAACACUGCAAUGUGGAAUCACCCAAUUACCCAAAAGCAACUCACUAUCCUACGAGAUGAAUGGGGCCCAUGUGAUUCGAACAAGGAGGGUUGGAUCUCAAUUCUUUACCCAACUGAAAAGGCUCUUGCCUGUGGGGAUAACGGAAAUGGAGCCAUGAUGGACUGGAAAGAGAUAGUUAGGGCUGUCGAACAACACUUUGGCAUAGGUGCCUUGGACACCUGA